This is a messenger RNA of Parascedosporium putredinis, 1734 nucleotides long. The record is from the annotation of a GenBank genome assembly. Lineage: Eukaryota; Fungi; Ascomycota; Sordariomycetes; Microascales; Microascaceae.
AUGCCCGCCUCGUGCAUUGCGCGGGUCGAAGACUGGACAAAAGGAAAAGUAAAAAAGAAGGAGAGCUGGGACGGUAUUCGCUCCCUCCGACAAAACGAUUUGCUUCCGUCCAUGGACGUCUGCUACAAGUACGCGCACUCCCAGCACAUCAUCCCCGCCGCCUCGGCAUGGACGGCCCCCACCCAGGCCCCACCCGCGCAUCCGCCGCCGCCGUACAAUGGUUAUCAGCAGCCGUGCCCGCCCAUCGUCGUCAACCAGCACUACUAUCUCAACUCCAAGCCCAUUCCUAUUCCAAACAUGAAUGGAAAGAAGAACCAGUCAUCGCUCGACAAGAUUAGCGAUUCCGUCGUCGGCAUCACAAAGGAUGUCGCUCAAGACGUCUUUCCCCAGCUGUACGACGAGAGCGUGUCGGCAUGGCAAACCUAUGGUCCGCAGCUGGUCAAUUCGACCGUCGCCAUGGUGGACCAGAUCUCGAGCAGUUUCGAUCGGAUCAUGACAAUGAUUGACAUUGACAAAAUUGACCGGAAUGACCGUGAUCUGUUAGCCGGUCAGCUUCCCCAGCAAUCCAUGGAGGUGUCGAGGCGACCUCUCGACCAGCCCAAGUCGAGGUCGAAAACGGACAAGACCUAUCACCCCAAGGUGCAAACAACUGCGGUCGCCUCCGCCGUCGUCUCCGGUGAGGGUAUACGACACCCCCGGGGCGCCGAAAAGGACACCCACGUCAGCGCCGAUUGGAGAUCCGGAACCAGAGCAAUGGUGCUCAAAUCAGUACCCAUGGAUGACAAGAGCGUCAUCGUUUUCGCGAUUCGCGGCACGGCCAAUUUCAUGGAUUGGGCGGUGAACCUUAACAUGGCACCGGCCUCUCCCGCCGGGUUUCUGGAUGACGCCGGUAACCUCUGCCACGCCGGCUUUCUCACCUCGGCCCGGAAAAUGGUCAAGCCCGUCGCCGCCCGCCUCCGCCAGCUCCUGACGGAAAAUCCCGGCCGCAGCGACUACUCGCUCCUCAUCACCGGCCACAGCGCCGGAGGCGCCGUCGCCUCCCUGCUCUACAUGCACAUGCUCUCCACCUCGCGCAGCACCGAGUCCGAGCUCAACAUCCUCGCCGGGUGCUUCAAGCGCAUCCACUGCAUCACGUUCGGCACCCCGCCCGUCUCCCUGAUGCCCCUGACCAAGCCCGACAUCCCCCAGCUCAAGAAGAGCGUCUUCAUGAGCUUCAUCAACGAGGGCGACCCCGUGGUCCGCGCCGACAGGGCCUACGUCAAGACGUUGAUCGAGCUCCUCGCCUGCCCGGAACCCGCGGCGGCGGUCAAGAGUAAAGACAAAGACAAGGACCGGGACAAGAAGGCGGCCUCGUUGGGGAAACCCGCGGCCAAGUCCUCCGGUAAAGACGCGAAAACGAUUGCGUCCAAGAGGCCCCGCGCUUCGUCAAAGUCGGCGGGAACCUCGUCGUCGUCGUCGAGGUGGUCCUCGCGGAGCCCCGUCUGGCGGGUGCCCAACUGCACGCUCAGCAACGCUGGGCGGAUCGUCAUCUUGAGGAGCAAGGACCCCAAGGCCAAGGUGACCGGUCGUAGGACAAUCGACGAAAGGCUGCGAGACGGUGUCGUGGCUCAUACGGCGACUGAUUCGGAGCUUAGGGGCGUGAUUUGGGGUGAUCCCCUGUGCCAUAUGAUGUCGUUUUAUUCCAAGAGGAUUGAGCAGUUGGCGGUUGCUGCCAUUACCGCCAAGGGCUAUUAG